Argiope bruennichi is the source of this 570-nucleotide messenger RNA. Its product is annotated as homeobox protein orthopedia-like. Gene Ontology annotation, molecular function: DNA binding. Bases 1 to 420 code for a protein of 139 amino acids. Gene Ontology annotation, biological process: neuron differentiation. The record is from RefSeq and is a predicted model, not a curated record. The transcript has 4 exons. NCBI's taxonomy places the organism in Eukaryota, Metazoa, Arthropoda, Arachnida, Araneae, Araneidae.
AUGAUUUUGGGCUACUCAGCAUUGGGGAAACUUCAGGUUUGGUUCCAAAAUCGUCGUGCGAAGUGGAAAAAACGCAAGAAAACGACCAACGUUUUCCGCAAUCCAGGCGCCCUCCUCCCCUCUCACUCCCUGCCACCUUUCGGAUCCAUGGGCGAGGGAUUCUGUUCCUUCGCGACCACGGCCGACACGCGGUGGCCCAUGUCCCAGAUGGGAUCACCGGGUCUUCCCCUGGGACCUUCCUUGUCGAGGCAACCUGCACUCGCACAGUCCCUGUCACAGCACAGCGCAGCAGCGGCCGCGGCAGCCAUGGGAGGCAUGAAUCAGACUCCCAAUUACCUAUCCAACUACAACCAUUUCGGCGGUGGGAAUGGCACUACAGCGGGUAUGUGGACCGAUCGAUGGCAGGACGGGAGUUUCUAAACAGAAGAAAGCCAGGAACUUAUGCCAGAAGUAUAUGGCUGUGCAGGUGUCGUCUCAGCUGGUCCCCACCAACUCAUUACCCUCCAUAACGACGAGCGCCUGCUCCUCUAUGUACCAGUCGCCGUACGGGAGCCUCAACUCCGUUCCUCC